This is a messenger RNA of Tyto alba (common barn owl), 1494 nucleotides long. Its product is annotated as retinol dehydrogenase 16-like. Bases 362 to 1318 code for a protein of 318 amino acids. The transcript is spliced from 4 exons. The record is from RefSeq and is a predicted model, not a curated record. NCBI's taxonomy places the organism in Eukaryota, Metazoa, Chordata, Aves, Strigiformes, Tytonidae. Gene Ontology annotation, molecular function: oxidoreductase activity.
GCGCAGGGGUGCGGGGACUCCCGGGGGCUGCCCCGCUCCGGGUUAACGAUUCCCCGACGGCUGCGAGAGGACCCGCCCCGACGGCAGCCGCGUAGUGCCGGAGCCGAGCCCCGGGACCGGGAUCGGGCACCCGCGGGCCGGAGGCGGCGGAAGCGCGGAGGGGGCGGCCCGAGCGGGGCGGCGAAGGGCCGGGGAGGCGCGACCCGGUGCUGCCGGGCGGCCCCGCGGGCUCCCUACGGCCGUUGCGCCGGAGCCCGAAGCCGCGGUCGUUAACCAUUAACCGCGGAGCCGCGGGCAGCGCCAAGGUCGGGCCGGAGCCGCUCAGCCGCCGCGCUCCCGGUGCCGCUCCCGGUGCCCGAGGAUGUGGCUGUGCCUGGCGGUGGUGCUGGUGGGGCUGUGCCUGCUGCGGCGCUGGCACCGGGAGCGGCAGACGGUGCCGAGGCUCUCGGAGAAGUCGGUGCUGAUCACGGGCUGCGACAGCGGCUUCGGGAACCUGCUGGCGCGGCAGCUGGACGCGCGGGGGCUGCGGGUGCUGGCCGCCUGCCUGACCGACACCGGGGCUGCGCAGCUGCAGGCAGCCGCCUCGCCGCGGCUGCAGACCAUCCUCCUGGAUGUCACCUCCAGCCAGAGCAUCGCCGCCGCCGCCGCCUGGGUCCGCGAGCGUGUGGGGGACGCAGGGCUCUGGGGGCUGGUGAACAACGCGGGGAUCGCCAUUCCCACCGGCCCUAACGAGUGGCUGACCAAGGGCGACUUCGUCAAGGUGCUGGACGUCAACCUGCUCGGCCUCAUCGAGGUGACGCUGAGCCUCCUGCCCCUGUUGAGGCGGGCGCGGGGCCGGGUGGUCAAUGUGGCCAGUGUGAUGGGCCGUGUCUCCUUUUUUGGCGGGGGGUACUGCAUCUCCAAGUUCGGCGUGGAGGCCUUCUCCGACAGUCUCCGGCUUGAGAUGCGCAACUUUGGGGUGAAGGUCAGCAUAAUCGAGCCAGGCUACUUCAAGACGAUGAUCACCAACAAGGAGAACCUGGAGAAUGAGAUUCUUUCCCUCUGGGAGAGGCUCCCUGAGGAAACCAAAACAAGUUACGGGGAGAAGUACUUGAAGGAGUCGCUGGUGGGACUCAACAUGCUGCAGAAGAUGUGCAACUCCAACCUGACGCUGGUCACGGACUGCAUGGAGCACGCGCUGACCAGCCGCUACCCCCGUGCCCGCUACUCGGCGGGCUGGGACGCCAAGCUGCUUUACAUCCCGCUCAGCUACCUGCCGUCAGCCCUCACCGACACCAUAUUCACCCGGUUAUACAGCAAACCCGCCCAGAAAGCCUAAAGCCGGGGCGCGGCGUUGGCAGCCAACGGGCAGCAGCAGCGUGGGCUCCGGCAUCGCCCUCAGCCGAGGCCGUGCCAACAGGGUCCUGAAUUUCUAACGCAAUGUACGGCUCACAGCCCGCUGUCCCCUGCUAGCAGACCUGUUUGCUUCUGAAUAAAGACAACUCCUCCUCUGCA